AUGAGUUCUAAGAGCUGGUUGGUUGGUUGGGUGAUAAACAUAAAUGACCAAGAGAUAAAAGUACUUCGAAGGAAUCGUAAACAUCGAUUAUCACGUAAUAAAACACAUUCGAACGUUGUGAUCGGUGAUUGGAUUGCAUUUCGAAAGAAUACUGCAUAUGGUCAAGGAUGCUUGAUUCAGAUCAUCGAUCCAGUUUUGCCAACCAAAACUUUUUGGAUCAAAUCUAGGAUGGAUACUAGGUCACCGCAAACGGAGUGUGUCUGCGUAAAAACUACUGCGAUCGGUUCACCAGAUGUACAGUUACAAGAGGGUGACUGUGGGAUUUGUAGAAUAUGGUCACCGCAUUUCGAGUAUUUGGCUGAUCCUUUACACCUCUUCAAUGAUCCUGUGAAUGUGAAACCAAAUGUAGCAUACGAUGUAUGGUGCAGACUGAACAGUGACCCAGAAUCACAGUACGAUGGCGUUAGUCCAAUUCUUGAGAUACACUCAAUCGAGGCGCCUUCUGAAAGUCAAAUGAUAUCGCUAUGUGCUCCCUGGAUGCCAGGAAGCCUAUGUAAUCCGAUUGAUCAGGUAUUAUCGUUAGAUCCACCCGCAUCCACACAAAACCAGCAAUUCACGGUGGAAAGCCAGGAAUCAUCGGCAGAAACACAGGAGAAAUCCAGUGGAAGACGGAAAAUCUGUGGAAACGAACAUUUACGAUCUAUAUGGCAUGCCCAAGAUGACGAACAGUCCUUUCAUCUGUUCCCAGUUCCGUAUUAG
Messenger RNA from Anisakis simplex (herring worm), 759 nucleotides. The record is from the annotation of a GenBank genome assembly. NCBI's taxonomy places the organism in Eukaryota, Metazoa, Nematoda, Chromadorea, Rhabditida, Anisakidae.